This is a messenger RNA of Ananas comosus (pineapple), 1795 nucleotides long. Its product is annotated as protein trichome birefringence-like 33. Gene Ontology annotation, molecular function: O-acetyltransferase activity. NCBI's taxonomy places the organism in Eukaryota, Viridiplantae, Streptophyta, Magnoliopsida, Poales, Bromeliaceae. Bases 312 to 1583 code for a protein of 423 amino acids. Gene Ontology annotation, cellular component: Golgi apparatus. The record is from RefSeq and is a predicted model, not a curated record. The transcript has 6 exons.
UUUUCUCUGGUGCCUAUCCAUUGAUAGUGGACACUUGCUCCCACAUGUCAUGAACUCAUGAUUUCCUAGCUUCCAUUUUAGCUGCAUCCGCCCCCACCCCCUCCUCCCCUUUCCCCCAAAUCCCUCCCUCUCUCUCUCUCUCUCUCUCUAAUCCACUAUAAUACUUGGAUCCCUUUAACAAACACAACACCUUAUCAGCUCUCUCACAAAAGAGAGUGAGAGAGAGAGAGAGAGAGAGAGAGAGGGUGGGGGCAUAAUAAGUGCUAAUUUGAUCUGGCUUGGAAGAAAGAGGGAAUUAAAGAGCUAGGCCAAUGAAGCCUCCUCUCCUCUCACAGAGAAAUAAGAGGCAUAUAUCUUCAUAUCUCAUCACAGUAUCAUUCAUCUUAUUCGUCGCAUUCCUCUACGGCGAGGAUCUGAGCUGCAUCCUCCGCCUCCCCUUCCGUUCCGACCACCUCUCGUCAUCGGUGCCGUCGCCUCAUCAUCAGCAGCAGCAGCAGCAGCAGCAGCAGCAGCAGCAGCAGGAUGAUCAUGAGGUCAAGGGGGUUUGCAAUGUCUUCGAGGGGAAGUGGGUGUAUGACGAGGCGGCGCGGCCGUUGUACCAGGAGGAGGAGUGUCCGUACAUCCAGCCGCAGCUGACGUGCCAAGAGCACGGCCGCCCCGAGCGGCGAUACCAGCACUGGCGGUGGCAGCCGCACGGCUGCUCACUCCCCAGCUUCAAUGCGACAUUCAUGUUGGAGAAGCUGCGCGGCAAGCGCAUGAUGUUCGUCGGCGAUUCCCUCAACCGCGGCCAGUUCGUUUCCAUGGUGUGCCUGCUCCACCGGAUCAUCCCGGAGGACGCCAAAUCCAUCGAGACCAACGGCUCUCUCACCGUCUUCAAAGCAAAGGAGUACAACGCGUCGAUCGAGUUUUACUGGGCGCCGUUCCUGGUGGAGUCGAACUCGGACGACGCGGUGGUGCACCGCAUCAGCGACCGCAUCGUGCGCGCCGGGUCCAUCAACAAGCACGCCCGCCAUUGGCGAGGGGUCGACCUCCUCGUCUUCAACACCUACCUCUGGUGGAUGACCGGCUCCAGGAUGAAGAUCCUGAGAGGAUCUUUUGAAGGGGACAUGAAGAAUAUUACGGAGAUGGAGACGGAGAACGCGUAUGGGUUGUCCCUGAGGAGGGUGGUGAGGUGGGUGGACAAGAACGUGGACCCACAAAAGACCAGGGUUUUCUUCGUCACCAUGUCUCCCACUCAUACACGGAGCCAAGAAUGGGGAGGCGAUCCUGACGGGAACUGCUACAACGAAACAACUCCGAUCACGGAUCCGACGUACUGGGGGGGCAGCUCGAACAAAGGUAUAAUGCAGGUCAUUAAGAAGGUAUUCGCCACCGCGCACGUCCCGAUCACUCUCCUUAACAUAACCCAGCUCUCAGAGUACCGCAAAGACGCGCACACGCAGAUAUACAAGAAGCAGUGGACACCGCUGACGCCCGAACGGCUCGCGAACCCCAGGAGCUACGCCGAUUGCGUGCACUGGUGCUUGCCCGGUCUGCAGGACACCUGGAACGAACUUUUGUAUGCUAAACUCUUCUUUCCUUGAUUGUUUCUAAAUGUUUUCAUUGUGCAGCACCACUCAUUGUUGUUAUAGAGGAGAUGAAUAAUAUGUACCAGGAUGGGGUUUCAAUUUUUUUUUUUUUUUCCAUUUUUUGUGGUUAUUUGGACCAAUUUGGUUGAUGGAGAAACAGUGAGAAAGUAUGUGUAACAAAAACAAAUUAAUCUAUGACAAUGAACAUCAUGAUCUUUCUUGAAUCU